AUGAAGUUAUUGAGCCAAAUGAAGAUGUUUUGGUAAAUGAAGUUAUUGAGCCAAAUGAAGAUGUUUUGGUAAAUGAAGUUAUUGAGCCAAAUGAAGAUGUUUUGGUAAAUGAAGUUAUUGAGCCAAAUGAAGAUGUUUUGGUAAGUGAACUUAUUGAGCCAAAUGAAUAUGUUUUGGUAAGUGAACUUAUUGAGCCAAAUGAAGAUGUUUUGGUAAGUGAACUUAUUGAGCCAAAUGAAGAUGUUUUGGUAAAUGAACUUAUUGAGCCAAAUGAAGAUGUUUUUGUAAGUGAACUUAUUGAGCCAAAUGAAGAUGUUUUGGUAAAUGAAAUUAUUCAGUAAGAAAGCUUUUUAGUUCUAAGUAUAAACCAGAUGAAUUAAUGAUCUCUUUCAUGUUGAAGG
Molecule: messenger RNA, 401 nt
Organism: Limulus polyphemus (Atlantic horseshoe crab)
Lineage: Eukaryota; Metazoa; Arthropoda; Merostomata; Xiphosura; Limulidae
Exons: 1
Source: RefSeq, a predicted model, not a curated record